This is a messenger RNA of Rotaria sp. Silwood2, 1461 nucleotides long. Lineage: Eukaryota; Metazoa; Rotifera; Eurotatoria; Philodinida; Philodinidae. The record is from the annotation of a GenBank genome assembly.
AUGAGAACAAUAGCUGAUACGACGACAUUUUAUGCGGCUUCACAAAAUAAUGAAAAACGAUACCGAUAUAAUAUAGCUAAACAAUGAGAAUAUACAGGUGAUCUUGUUCAUCCUCUACUCUAUACAUUUGUUCCAGCUCAUGCUUUAUUACCGGAUGAUGGUAUUCAUACACAAUUACUCGGUUGUAAUCUAUCAAAUACAUUUAAUUAUAAAUUUCGACCUCAUUCUCUACCUGAUCUAACACAUGAAGAUUAUCAAAUAAGUUUUGAUCCUAAUUAUGAAAAAAGAAAUGUAAAAUAUAAACGUAUUCUUAAUGAAAUUCAAUUUAAUGAUUCAGAUUAUGAUUCAGAAUUAAAUGAUAUAGACACGUUUAUUAAUAAACAAGAUCCUAUUCAAGUAUAUCUUCAAGCAUGUAAACAAUAUCAAAUUCAUCCAUUUAAUACUGUUAUUGAAGGAUUAAAUAUGAAUAUAGUUGAUUUAUCUGAAAUGUCAAUAAAUGAUGUUGAUCUAAAAGCUCUUUGUCUUGCGCUACGUAUUCAUACAAAAAUGAAAUGUAUUCGUUUGAAUGGUAAUAAUAUUACAGCACAAGGUUGUGUCUACCUUCAAGAAACAUUAAAAGAUAAUUAUACAAUUGAAGAACUUGAUAUUUCAAAAAAUCCAAUUAAAACAGAAGGAAUUGAAAUUUUAUCUUUAUUAUUUAUAAAUGAUGAAACAAAAAUGUCGAUUAUUAAAAAAUUAAAUUUAUCAUAAGACGCACCUGAAUUAAGAAUUCUUGAUUUAAGCUGGAAUAUGAUUCGUGAUUAUGACAUACGUCCUAUAUGUAACAGUUUGAAAAAUAAUCAAUCACUUGAAAGACUUGAUCUAAUGAUGAAUGGAUUGGGUAAUCAAGGUGCAAUACUUAUUGCGAAUAUGUUAUCAAACAAUGAAACUUUAAUUGAACUUGAUUUGUCAAAUAAUUGUAUUGAAAAAGAUGGAGCAGAUAUAUUUGCUUCAAAACUUGAAAUGAAUCGUAGAUUAAAAAAACUUUGGUUUGGUAAUAAUAAUAUUGGCACACUUGGCUCUCUUGUUCUUUUAAAAGCCAUUGAUCAUAUUAAAAGUCAAGUUGAAUAUCUUAAUAUCGAAAAUGUUCUUAUUAAUGAUGAUUUUCUUGAUUUAUAUACACAAAUCAAUCAAUAUUUAAGACCACUUGAAGUUAUACAUGGUGGAAUACGAGGAAGACUAGGACGAUCGCAUUUAACAGUUCCCGGUUUUACUAUUAUGGAUGAUAUUGAUUUACGAUAUCUUGAUACGAAAUCAUUACAUGCAAUGUUUCAACGAGAUCCAUUUAAAAUUCUUGCUCGUAUGGCUAAAGAAGGUGGAUAUGAUUUUCCAAAAGCAUUGAAAAAAUGGGAUAUAGAAGAACAUGGACAUUUAACAUAUUCUAUCUAUGUUAUUGAUUUUCCAAGUGCUGUUAAAGUAUGA